Messenger RNA from Boleophthalmus pectinirostris (great blue-spotted mudskipper), 1557 nucleotides. RefSeq names its product zinc finger, SWIM-type containing 2 (gene zswim2). The transcript has 9 exons. NCBI's taxonomy places the organism in Eukaryota, Metazoa, Chordata, Actinopteri, Gobiiformes, Gobiidae. The record is from RefSeq and is a predicted model, not a curated record. The coding region runs from base 1 to 1557 and encodes 518 amino acids. Gene Ontology annotation, molecular function: zinc ion binding; ubiquitin protein ligase activity.
AUGUUGAAGAAAAGUGUGUGGAAGAAGUAUGCUGGUGAUGCAGUGAGCGUGCACCAGGAGCAGGCCCUGAGCACCACCAUCCUCCUCCUGAAAACCUAUGGACCCACGGGCUUCCUGCUCCGAGAGGAGGGACAGGACUCCGACUGCAAGGUGUUCUUGGGUCAACCACAUUCCUGCACUUGUCCAGUCUUUCUGAGGGAGGGGGAGCCCUGCAAACAUAUCUGCUGGAUUUUAUUAAAGAAGUUUCAGCUUCCCAAAGAGCACGAAUAUAGUUUCCAGUGCGGUCUGAGUGAGCGGCAGAUCUCAGAGGUGCUUCAAGGGUCUCACCAGACUCCUCAGCCCAGUCCCCCCGGAGCCUCUCCGCCUGCUGCUGCUGCUGCUGCUGCUGCAGGCUGGGUGCUUCGGAGAGACAUCCAACCCCAGGAUGUGUGCCCCAUCUGCCAGGAGGAGCUGCUGGAGCGGAGGCAGCCUGUGGCCUAUUGCCGGUUCAGUUGUGGUAAUAACGUGCACAUCUCAUGCAUGAAGGUGUGGGCGGAUCAUCGUCAGCACUCAGCCUCAGACUCGGGGAUGGUGAAGUGUCCUCUGUGCAGGGAGGACUUCUGCUCAGUCCAGUCUCUGUGGGAGCAGGUGAAGAAUGCAGCCCAGCUCCACACAGCAGCAGAGAGAGAGAGCCCAAACAAGCACUUAGGAGUGUCCUGUACUCACUGCAGGGUCACUCCCAUCUCAGGGAAGUGCUUCAGAUGCACAGUUUGCACUCAUGUAUAUUUCUGUGAGAGCUGCUCAGAGAAAGAUUGCCACCUCCAGCAUCAGUUAGCCGUCCGCUCAACAAGAAAAGAGGAGUGGUGCCUUAUGUCCAAACACUCAAGAGAGGCUUCGUCUGUGAAUGACCAUGUCCUGGACGGGCCCCUGUCCUUGGCGCCUCUUCGAGACAGCGUGCUGGCUCAGGUGGCUAUGGUGCAGGUGCGUGUGGGAUCUCCACUGCUGCAGGACGGGGUACAGUGUCGGAUGUGUCUGCAGACCUUCACCCUGGGAGAAACGCUCCGAGUGCUGCCCUGCCGCCACAAGUUCCAUGCUGGGUGCGUAGAUGGGAUCCUACAGACGACCCAUGCCUGUCCUCUGGAUGGGUUUGUCAUCUACAACCCAGAGACACGGAGAGGCUCUGGAAAGAAGAGCAAUUCCAAAUUAGCAUCCCCAAAUACCAGACCUCAUGCGAGCCAAACCGCUGGGACCAACCUCAAGGACCUCUUUGUGCCCGGUGUGGCUCUACAAGAGAAGAAGCAUCAGACAGAGGUGCCUACAAACUCUUCAACUGUUAAUGCUACCACCAGUCAAAAGUGUAUGAAAAAGAUAACCUCACCUCCAGUUCUGUGUGUCAGUGUCGGAGAUAAACCUCAGCCCAGUCUCUACGUUGGUGCACUGAACCCAAAGCCCCAGAGCGGAGUGUCUGUGUGUAGGAGAGCAAGAAUCCAGCCCAAAAUAAGAAGCACAGUUGACAAAGAAGCCCCCUCCCAGCUCACAAUGACAGGAGUCUUACUAACCCCACAAAGUCCCAAAUGA